AUGUCCUGGUACGAAAAAAACCAGGCAUAUCUUCAAAAGCUUCAUGACGAGAUGCUUGCAGAAAGCGACGCCGACGGCGAAGAUGGAGAUAUGCAACUAUUUGAAGACUCAGCUUCGGAGCCGGAGGAACACCGAGACGAUGGAACGUUUAAUGGGGAUCACGAUUACGCUCCUGGUUCUGGAGAGGAUAGCGACAGCGAAAGUGAAACGGAAGAAGUUGAGGGUGACGAAAAUGGGAAUGUACAAGAAAGCGAAGAAGCUCUCGACUCAACAGGUUUGUGGUACGAAGAUGUAAAACCGAUGCGGGUUUUUGGUUUCGAUGGUAGCAAGUCAGGCCCGGCAAACGUCGACGCAAAUACUUCUCGUUUGGACGUAUUCAAGAAAAUGUUCACUGAAGAUAUAUUUGAUAUGUUAGUAACGUCUACUAAUAUCUACGGAAAAAAACUUAUGCGAAUCCAAUAG
Molecule: messenger RNA, 462 nt
Organism: Acanthoscelides obtectus
Lineage: Eukaryota; Metazoa; Arthropoda; Insecta; Coleoptera; Chrysomelidae
Source: the annotation of a GenBank genome assembly